Carassius auratus (goldfish) is the source of this 1876-nucleotide messenger RNA. RefSeq names its product Golgi reassembly-stacking protein 1. The transcript is spliced from 9 exons. Gene Ontology annotation, cellular component: Golgi apparatus. Gene Ontology annotation, molecular function: protein binding. The coding region runs from base 127 to 1548 and encodes 473 amino acids. Gene Ontology annotation, biological process: Golgi organization. NCBI's taxonomy places the organism in Eukaryota, Metazoa, Chordata, Actinopteri, Cypriniformes, Cyprinidae. The record is from RefSeq and is a predicted model, not a curated record.
UUGCUCGAUUGCUCUCCCCUCUCUAGAUGGACAACAUGGCCACGAUGUUUUGAGUAAUCUCUCUCAGGGUCGUUUGUUUCGGAAAGCUAAACGUAACACUGCAAAACAUCGAAACCCUCAAGAGUAAUGGGUUUAACACAGAGCAGUGGUGCACCUGAGGGAGGAACCGAAGGAUAUCAUGUCCAUGGGAUUCAAGAUGACUCACCGGCAGAGAAAGCUGGGUUGGAACCGUUUUUUGAUUUCAUCAUAUCCAUUGGUCAUAAUCGUCUUAACCAGGAGAAUGAAAUGCUCAAGGACCUCCUCAAGGCUAAUGUGGAGAAACCGGUGAAGAUGGAAGUGUAUAGCACAAAGACCAUGAGGAUGCGAGAAUUGGAAGUGGUUCCCAGCAACAUGUGGGGUGGUCAAGGACUUCUGGGAGCCAGUGUCCGCUUCUGCAGCUUUCAAGGAGCCAAUGAAAACGUUUGGCAUGUUCUCGAUGUGGAGCCAAAUUCACCAGCAGCAUUGGCCGGACUCCAGGAGCACUCAGAUUUCAUUGUUGGAGCUGACCAGGUUCUCCAAGAUUCAGAGGAUUUCUUCUCCCUUAUUGAAGCCCAUGAGGGGAAACCUCUGAAGCUGCUGGUCUACAAUACAGAGACCGAUAACUGCAGGGAGGUGGUUGUCACACCAAAUGGUGCCUGGGGGGGAGAAGGCAGUCUUGGCUGUGGCAUUGGAUAUGGCUACCUGCACCGAAUCCCAGCACGACCUGAAAGCCCAAAAUCAGAAAAAUUCAGUCCAAAAGCUUCUCCUGUGGCAGGAACGCCAGAGCAAGAGCUUCCUACAAAUGGAUUCACAGAGGUGUCCUUAAUGGCGUCCAGUCAGUCAAUGAGUGGCUUCGAUCUUGACACCCCACUGCCACCUCCCAUUCAGAGAGUCAUGGAUCCUGGUUUCUUGGAUCAGUCAGAAGUGGUCAUGAUGAAUUCGGAGGUGUCAGACAUAGCAGACCGACUGGACCUAUCCACUUCUUCCAUUGACAUGACAAACACAUCCCUAGCUGUCCGAGAGGACAUUGACGUAUCAGGUGUCGAGGAGCUUCAAGAUAUGGGGGUUUCUAGUCAUAACCCUGAGGAACAAAAUACAGAGGACUAUCCUGCUGUGGAUUUCCGUGGAUUUCAAUCACCUUCAGAUUUUUCUCUUCCCCUUUCUCACCCACACGCUCUUCUCCCAAAUCUGCCUCUCGAUCAUAGCUUGCCGACAGACAUGGCAUAUUUGGUCAAUUCUUCAAUCCCAUCUCUCGACUCUUCUGUGCCUCCCAUAGACAUCUCUUCCCUGCUCAUUGACCCCGCCGCCCUUCAUCUCGAGUCAUCUGCCCCACCUGCAGAGUAUCCCGUGCAACCCAACGAGUCCUCACCCUUCUCCUCUGAAAGUGAUGGUGUCAAUCAGGGUGUUUCUGAUGAGCCACAGUCUCAAAAGAGCAGCUUGUCUGAGGACAGAGCAGAGGCCGUAUCCUCUGACCCGAUGUCUUUUGAUUCCCAUAAUGCACGUGUCAAAGAUGAAGCUGUUUCUCAGUAGUGACACUACCAAGUACUACCUUGUGUCUUGUUUACGCAGUUGCACAAAAAUCAUCGAGCGUGUGUUUCUUAAUGGAUUUGUUACUGUUAGGACCUGGUGUGUUUUUUAAACGGUUGUGUGCAAUUUACGUUUUAUAUUGCAUUUUGGUUAGCAUCUAGUAGUGAUGAUGAUGGUAGGCUGUUGGAAUGUGUGUAGGCCGUUGUUUUAAAUUGUGUAGAUAUUAAUUUAGAAGAUAAUGUUUUAUGUUACUACAUUUAAACCUUUUUAUUUAGCUUGAUUUAUUAAAACUGCUUAUAUUCUUCUACCAGUUUAGCCCAAGCCCCCCCCC